This is a messenger RNA of Cuscuta campestris, 1687 nucleotides long. The record is from the annotation of a GenBank genome assembly. NCBI's taxonomy places the organism in Eukaryota, Viridiplantae, Streptophyta, Magnoliopsida, Solanales, Convolvulaceae.
ACAAAAACCGCCUACCUCUUGCUUCUCGCACAUCAUCGUCUUCUCUCCCUCAGAAAUCGAAGUCGCCCACUCCCUCUACCUCUAAAAUCGACCCUAUGUUCUCCGUCAUCUUCUCCGACUAAAGAUUCCCGGCCUUGUCACAAUAGCACGGACGCACGGUUUUGUAUUUCUCUUUCUAUCCGAUUGUCAACUAAAUUGUGGGAAUUGCUGAGAAAUUUGGAAGUUAUAAAUUGCUGGAGAUCUGGAGUGGAGUGUUGAGGCUUCUCAAAAGGUGUAUAGAAGUAUAGUGGAUGUUGGUGGGAUUGAUUGACUGAUUGAGCAAGAUGAUGAUGUUGAGGAGGUGUAGCUCAAGGAUCAACAGCAGCCAUAAGUCUAAGUCUCCAAAGACAAGGAAAAGAAGAUCAUGGAAGGCGGCCAUGGUUUUCCCCAAACUGGACAGGUUUCGAAUGGUGAGGAGGAGAAUAAGAAAAAGAAGAAGAAGCAGUAUUCUUCAUCCCACAGGUUUAAGUAUGCCCUUGAGAAGGUGUAGUUCUAGGGGCAUGGGACAGAGAAGGAAGAGUGGUAGGUGUGAGGACACUGACAUGAAUGCUGAUGCUGAUUCUUCGGAGUCAUGUUUUGCGGAUGCGCACAAAUUCUUUCCUUCCCCUCCCACUACAUUAAAGUGCCUCUACGAGGAGGAGUGUGAGGAGGAUGUGGAGGAUGAGGAGGAUGAGUUCAGAACCCACACUAUUCCUCAUGUAUCAGUUAUAGAGGUUAGCAAGGGUAAGCAUCUGGAUGUUAUAGAUGUGCUGUCUGACUCUGGCCGGAGGCCUUACCUGGUUAGUAAAUUUGGAGAUCGCGUUCCCGUUGAUUCUCUCAGAGGCAAAUAUGUUGUUAUAUGUUGCGCCUCCGUGCCUCUGCAUGCUAAUUACUCUUGUGAGGGUGCUGCCGUAUGCCGGACCAUCAUGGCUGCACGCUCCUGCGGGACUCGUCGUCCUAAUUUUGAGAUCGUCGUUGCUGCCAAGAUGCUUCUUGAUUGGGACAGGGAGGAUGUUUUCAACCACUUCUUCUCUGGUUUCCUGGAUGAUACACUCGCCAUCCCCUUUCGGGAUGUUGCCUCCCGACACCGUUUAUGCGAUUCUGUCCGCUUGGAAUCGGAUACUGCUGUACCUCUUGUUGUAGACCCCCAAGGCUUGGUUUUACAGUCAGUAAUGGAUGGUAGUUGGAAGUUUGAUGAAUAUGGCUCCGAGUUUUUCCCCUUCACUGAUGAGCAUUUGGGUGAGCUUGAUAAAGCUGACCUAACACUGAGGGUAAAGUGGGAUAAAAUUUACAGGGAACAUAAGAAGGAUGAUUUGAGAAGAGAACUUGGUGAUAACUUUGAGCAGAUAUGCAGCACCGGCCGUCCCUCGCUCGACUCUCUACUGGGCUGCACCACUCUCACGAAGCUUGAUGAUACAGGAGUGGGUAUAUUUGUGACAGAGUUGAGCCGGAAAGUUGUGGGAAUAUACCUCUGCAAGGAUGGGUCGUCGAUGGACACUUUCCACCAGUUCCAGCAACGGUGUUUGUCUCACGGUGGCGGUGAUUUUGAGAUGGUGCUGGUCUGCCUUGCCUUUGAAGAGGAACACAGCUCAUUCCUGGAACAUAUUAAGCUGCAUUGAAGAAGCGUGGCAUCAGCUCCUGGUGGCUAUGCCCCUCUGACGACAAGACA